CGCCCAGAGAUGUGCAGAACAAACUGAAGCCCCUUUCAUUCAGCAGCUUACUCACGUUUUGGAGUCCAUUUGAUGAAUGAUUAGGAGAACGUGAGUGAAGCUACUUCAUAACAAAACACGUUCAACUUGUUUGUCAAACAAGUAAAACAAGUUGACUAUUUACAACCCUGUUAAAAAGCAUUUCCGGCUAUUGGCGUUCUCGAGCUACAAGCACCGUGUGCACAGCUGGUACUAAUGAAUGACGUGUUCAACCUGUGCCUAUUGAGCAAUUCGACAGUUCAGUGCCACAGUUGGCCACAUGGGGGCGCAAAUACCACUGUAACGGCAGACUGCACGAUAAGGAAUUGAAUUUCCUCUUGUCAUUGUAAUGCCCUCUUUAGCCGGUAGAGGGCGGCAGAACAGCUGAAACUGCGUUUAUUUGGAGACCGAGAAGCAUCAAAUCCAAAUGCAACAGGUUACUUUGCAUUUGACCUCAAACUAUCCUUUAGAGCCAAGUUGAACCAAAAGCAAAGAUCAAGAUAAUGUCGAAGCUUUCGAUAAAUUUCUUGUUUUUUUCUUCUCACUAACAAUAGCUGCACCGUCAUGUGGGAGAAGUCAUUUGAGGCAGUUUAACUCCUCCUCGGCCGUCCGAUUGGUUCCGCCUCGUGUCGGCGCGCGUCCAGCAGCAGAUGCCGGCAGCUCCCUCACGGAGUGCACGAUCUGUCUCCUUCACGCAGUGCACGGUCUGUCUCUCCUGACGAGAUGCCUUCUCGCUGUGCAGCUUCACUUCGCUAACUGAUGGAUCCCCCUGGAUUCACCUCUCUUAUUUAGGAGCCAGAAGUAGAAGGCCAUGAUACUGCCCCGGCAUCUAGAGUGACAGGCUGUGCAGGCUGUGCCUGCUUGCGCACUUGCAACAUUUGGUUUGCCGUGAGCCUCACAAGAUGUUCCAGAUGUACAGGUUGUGCGUCGUCGUGCUCCUCUGCUGUGCGUUUUCUCCACGGUGCUCCGCAGCGCCGAAGACCCGGCGGCCCGAUCCCGGGGCAGAGUUUGAGCGCGAUGCAGAGCCACACGACGGGCUGCAGGAGGAGGUGGACGCCCGGGAGAGCAUCCUCUCCAAGCUGCUGGGUGAUUAUGACAAAGUGAAAGCCCUCUCGGAAGGCUCUGACUGUCGGUGUAAAUGUGUUGUCAGACCCCUGAGCAGGAGCGCCUGCCGGCGGAUAGAAGAAGGGAGCGCCGCGGCGCACGACUUCUACACCGUGGAGACUAUCACAUCCGGACCAGAGUGCAAGUGCGCGUGCAUCGCUCCUCCGUCGGCGGUCAACCCGUGCGAGGGAGAGUUCAGGCUGAAGAGACUUAGAGAAGCUGGGGAAGAGAAUGUCAAGCUUUCCACCAUCCUGGAGCUGCUGGAGGGCUCCUUCUAUGGCAUGGACCUCCUGAAGCUGCACUCCAUUACCAACAAGCUGCUGGAUCGCAUGGAGAACGUGGAAAAGGCAGUAGCUUUGAACCUCACCGCGGUGGAAGUGGAGCCCCGGGAGAGCCCUCGGAUCCAGGCGGAUGCAACUGAAAGCCCACCCAGGGCCCCCCAGGACCUGAAGAGACCGAGUGAGGUCAGCAGGACCGCAGCACACCAAGACCCAGAUGACCAGCAUGAAACCUUCAUCGGGGGAAGUCCUCCCUCCCUGAAGACGGACGUGUCUGCUCACAUCAUUGAAGUCAAACCUGCCAGGGAGGCUCCUCCUCCGGUGUCAAAGAGCAGCCCCAAUGGAAUGAUCAUAAGAGGAAUCACUUUUUACAAAUCCGAGCCGGAUCCGAUGGUGGCCGAUGAUGGGGAGCCUGGAGAGAACCUUUUUGAGUAUCAUGGAUUCAGUGGCGACGGCCCAAUCAACCUCCUCAUUGAAGACAACCUCUUACAACACAGAGUCCCUCCUCCCAGCACGAGGACGCCACUGACCAAAGGCGCCGAGCCCACCCCACGAACCCCCAGUGGGUCCCGCGGCGCCUCUGGAACCUCACCUGUGGCCCGGAGCGACGCUUCCACGGCGAAAAGCGCCACGUUGGGGCCAACCGCUUCCACGGAGGCGACCAGGGCCGCGGCGCCGGGGGCCACUCGGGGGGUCACCGCCGGACACACCCACGGGCCAAUGGCGUCUCCACUGGUCAUCGCCGCCGAGGAAACCACCGACGCCGCAAUAAGCGCGGCAUCCAAAGCAUCCGGAGAUGCAGACGCAGAAGACGUCCUACCGGCAUCCCCAACGAGGAACGCGCCGACCCCCGUGAUGGAAUCCUCCGCCCAGGGGGCGAUGAAACAAAUGCAAAUGGCAGCCGGCGUCACUGCGGCCCUUCCCUCGGGUCGCCGCGCACCGGACACAGCCGGAGAGGCUUCGGCUACCAUUGCGCCCCCCGCUGCAACCAUCACAGCGCACGCCGCCCCGAGCACAGCAGCGGUACACCCAACCGCAGCUUCCACCCCGCCCCCACCACCCACGCCAGCGCCACCCACGCGGGCCGCUGCCACGGCGCCAGAGGAGGGAACUACAUCCGCCUUCUUCUCAACUUCGGCUUUGCCGCCAACCACACGGGGACGGGUCACUUUGUCUCCCGUCACCUCUCUGCCCGUCACCACACCUGGGACCACCCCUCCUUCAGAUGCACCCACCAUCAGCACCACCACCGCCAGCACCACCAUCAGCACCGCCACCAUCAGCACCACCAUCAGCACCGCCACCAUCAGCACCGCCACCACCAGCACCUCCACCACCACCAGACAGGCCGCUCAAGUCAAACCGAAAUUUAAAAUCCGCUGGGAAGAGGAAGAUGGGGAGGAGGGACACCCGGAAUUAGAGGAGCCAAUGCAAAGGCAGGAGGAAUCUCCCUCAAGAAAACCUGGGGAGUGCAAGGACACUUUGGCGACUAUCUCGGAGCCGGUAACUCGCAACACCUACGGCAGGAACGAGGGAGCAUGGAUGAAGGAUCCGAAGGCCGAUAACGACAAGAUCUACGUCACGAACUUCCUCUACGGAAACAAUCUCCUGGAGUUCCGCAACCUGCAGGUUUUCAAAGAAGGCCGCUUCACCAACUCGUACAAGCUUCCCUACAGCUGGAUCGGCACCGGGCACGUGGUCUACGGCGGGGCCUUCUACUACAACCGCGCGCUCUCCCGGGACAUCAUCAAGUUCGACCUGCGCCUGCGCCACGUGGCCGCCUGGACCAUGCUGCACGACGCCCUGGUGGACGAGGCCACGUCGCCGUGGGAGCGGCGGCGGCGGCGCUCCGAGGUGGACUUUGCCGUGGACGAGAGCGGCCUGUGGAUCGUUUACGCGGCGCUGGACGACGAGGGCUUCUCGCAGGAGGUGAUCGUCCUGAGCCGGCUGGACCCCUCGGACCUCAGCACGCAAAGGGAGACCACGUGGAGGACGGGGCUCCGCAGGGACCACUACGGGAACUGCUUCGUGGUGUGCGGCGUCCUUUACGCCGUCGACAGCCAGGACCAGAGGGACGCCAAGCUGGAAUACGCCUUCGACACGCACACGAACACUCAGAUGACUCCCAGGAUGCCCUUCACCAACAACUACACCUACACCACGCAGAUUGACUACAAUCCCAAAGAAGGCGUCCUGUACGCUUGGGACAACGGGCACCAAGUCACGUACGACGUUAAGUUCGCCUACGUAGACCCGUAGAUGGGGAUGGGGGGCGGUCGGUGGUCGUUUUUAAAAAGCGAAUUGUAUGGUUUGAAUGGAUUGUAGAUCAGUCCACACGGCCUUCAUUAUUGGAGACAAAUGAGGGUCCAAAUGUACAAAUAUACGGAAUUAUAUUAAGACAAAAUUGUUGAAUUUUUACCCAAAGAGAACAUUGAUUCCUGUUAACAACCUGUACUGUAUAUUGUAAAACUGUAAAAAAAAAAAAUAAUAAU
Pungitius pungitius (ninespine stickleback) is the source of this 3892-nucleotide messenger RNA. RefSeq names its product olfactomedin-like 2Ba (gene olfml2ba). The transcript is spliced from 8 exons. Gene Ontology annotation, biological process: signal transduction. NCBI's taxonomy places the organism in Eukaryota, Metazoa, Chordata, Actinopteri, Perciformes, Gasterosteidae. The coding region runs from base 921 to 3659 and encodes 912 amino acids. The record is from RefSeq and is a predicted model, not a curated record.